Messenger RNA from Aspergillus piperis CBS 112811, 1017 nucleotides. RefSeq lists its product as uncharacterized. The transcript has a single exon. The coding region runs from base 397 to 765 and encodes 122 amino acids. Lineage: Eukaryota; Fungi; Ascomycota; Eurotiomycetes; Eurotiales; Aspergillaceae. The record is from RefSeq and is a predicted model, not a curated record.
GUUGAUAUUGCUAUAAGGAUUAAUCUGAAAGACACAAUUAACGGCUUGUACCAAACCAAGCUCAAUACAUCCAGUUGAUGCCAUUUGCAGGCCAGCAGUGGUUAUCUACCCAUAAACCCCAGAGUCCGUAUCGAAUCGAAGCCGCGCACGCGCCGAGGCUUACUCCGCUUCAAUUCACCCCACUCCUUUCAACUCCGUGGGUGCUACUUUAUCGAGAUGAACUAUCAAAGGCCUCCUUUCGAGCCCUUGCAGUUCGUCCCCGCACGAGACAGGGAGACGAUGCUGGAUCUUCCAGUUCGGGGGGUUGAUGUCGUCGCCCAUGACCCGCUUGAAAAUGGCGGCAAUCACUGGUGCUUUUAUCUCAAUGUUACGGAUACUACGUCGGUGCAGCUUGACAUGACUCCGUCCUACAGUAUCCCUGGUGCCACAAACCCUAACGGCAGUAAGGGUUUUUUGAUCAUUAGCUAUCUAGAGCACACUGUUCCAAUAUCGACUACGGCACAGAAAGUCGUGCGAAUGGACGCUCGCCCUGGCUGCAGAGCGCGAGAUUUCCUCAACUUAAUACUGAGCCAGAAGCGUCAUCAAUAUGAGUUUAACUUUGCAGGAGAAGGCUGCAGGUUUUGGACCACCCAGCAAAUUGACCUCUUUGGAAGAUCUGGGUUUCUCAUCAACCCUUCCCAGGCUGAAGUCGCGAGAGACGCUAUUCUGACGAAGUGGCCCAGUGGAGUUGGGUACCCUCUUGUGGUUGGCACCUACUAUCCCUGACGGUCGUCUAUCCAUGCGCAUACCAUGUGGAUGUAUUCCUCUGCGAGUUGUGUAAAGUGCUCAUUGUAUUACACUCGGUUGAAUUCAUUUUUGAUUGAUUCUUUGCGUUUCGAGCCAAAAAAAGACCAUGAAUAAAAGAUAAAAAACAUACAACAGAAGGGAUUCGCUGGUGGUCACCCACCCAACUACUAACCUCCCGGCGUGUGGCUUAAGUACGGCUGAGCGGACGGGAAGCCCUGUUUUCCACACCCU